Racocetra fulgida is the source of this 360-nucleotide messenger RNA. The record is from the annotation of a GenBank genome assembly. NCBI's taxonomy places the organism in Eukaryota, Fungi, Glomeromycota, Glomeromycetes, Diversisporales, Gigasporaceae.
AUGAGCACACCACUUCCAACUUAUUUAAUCAAUUUUUACGAUCAACAAUUUGCAGAAGAGUGUAGCAAUCAAAGCACACUCAAUAUUUUUUCUUUUAACAAAAUGACAUAUAAUGAUGAUCUUAAGAAGGAUUUUCGAGAGAAAAGUAUUAUUGGUAACUCUAGUAAAAUUUAUACGAAUGAACCUGACUAUAUAAAAGAAGUCGAACGACCUUUAAAGAAUAUUCAAUUAAUACUACCACGUAAGGAGCAUUACAGUAGACCUAAGGAACAUUGCAGUAGAGAAUUGAACGAAACUUCAAUUAAAAAAUUGACCUAUAAACCGUUAGAAAUACCAGAGGUACAUAACCUCUGGAUGUAA